GUGAAGCGGUGGUUGGGCAGAGCUGGCGAUGAAGGGGUUACAGCUGGCACAAUCUGUUUCCAGCUGACACUUGUGGAAUCCGCCAGCAGAGGGCGCUGCGGCCCGGCGCUCCCCGCGGCUCCCACCUCCCCGUUAUACCCGCGGCGCCGGCUGCUCUGCCUCAGUUGUGCUGCCGCUGCCCUGGAUGUGAACUGUCUGCUGCUCUGUCCUCACUUAUUCCUCCCGAGAAGAUGCGGCUCCCGGCUGGGCUCUUGUUCCUGGGUCACUUUGCGGCUCUUUGCUUUUGGGAUGCAUCCGCUGUGAUAGUGGAUUCCGAGAACUAUAACGUGCGACAGCUUGAAUUUGAAGCGGCAAUCCUCACCUGCAACUACAAGUUAGAAAAAGAUCAAGUCAUCCGGUUGGAAUGGAAGAAGGUGGCUCUUAAUGGCGACGUCUCCUUUGUCUUUUUUAAUAACUCGCUGGCAGCUGAUUUACAGAAGCGAGCAGAGAUGAUAGGCCCCAGUGUCUGGUUCAAGAACCUCAGCAGAGGAGAUUCAGGACAAUAUCGCUGUGAAGUCAGCGCACCUCAAGACAGGAAGAACUUCCAAGAAAUCAUCAUUAAUUUAGAUGUAUUAGUGGCCCCUAGCAUCCCAGUAUGCGACAUUCCUAGCUCAGCCAUAAGUGGAAGAGUGGUGGAGCUCAAGUGUCGAGAAAAGGAAGGAAACCCAGCAUCGGAGUACCAGUGGUUCAGGAAUGGCCAUGCCCUAGAUGUCAGUGCCAAAGCAACCAAUGCAACAUAUAAAGUGGAUAAAGCCACCGGCACUCUGCACUUCAAUACAGUCACCAAGGAGGAUACCGGAGAAUAUUCCUGCGAGGCCAGUAACGGGAUCGGAAAACCGCAGAGGUGUCCGGCAAAGAGAAUGCAAGUGGAUGACCUGAAUUUGGCUGGAAUCAUAUCGGCGGUAGUAAUCGUCUGUCUCGUUAUCAUCUUAUGCGGCAGUGGGAUCUGCUAUGCACAGAGAAGGGGAUAUUUCUCAGGUGGAAAAUCUAAGAAAGAACACAAUUCAGCAUCACAGGCAGAAAGUGAUUUCAAGCACACAAAGUCCUUUGUGAUAUGAGAAGAUAUUCUGUGUCGGUGGCCAUUGCAGCACUCGCCAUCGCCACAACGAUUGACUUGAAAAAGAUCUAUUUUUGCAUUAAAUAUUCUGUGGGGAAAAAACAAGAUUUUUGUGCUUUCAUCUGGAUUGGGGAAGUAGUUCAGCUGUAACCUAUUGAGCAUCUUCCUACCAAGGCUGUGGCCAUUGUGACCGGGAACGAUCUGACGCCGUCUCUUGGAAACAUUUCUUCCGGGAAAGACUUUUUCAGCUCGUAUUGUUGUAGUCGCUAUUUUUACACUGAACAACGCAUGAACGUUAAAGGAACUGUCGUAUGUGUAUAUAAAGCGAUUUAUUGCUAUACCAUAUUGUGUGGCCUAACAUAGAGCAGACACUCUGUCAAAUGAGUAGCAGUGUUAACCCUUUCAGACGAAAAGCUAGAUUAAUAGGCAAUGUGCUAGUAAGAGAAGACAUUAUAUACAUUAGUUUUAUAUAUUCUUUUAGAUGCCUUAAAAUAGCUGUAAAGUAUCGGAAAGUGGGACAAUGGGCCUGAGUAUAAAAACUAGAGCAGGUAAA
Molecule: messenger RNA, 1649 nt
Organism: Bufo gargarizans (Asiatic toad)
Lineage: Eukaryota; Metazoa; Chordata; Amphibia; Anura; Bufonidae
Gene: JAM2
Product: junctional adhesion molecule 2
Exons: 10
Coding region: 231-1097 (288 amino acids)
Biological process (GO): leukocyte tethering or rolling
Cellular component (GO): tight junction; cell surface; protein complex involved in cell adhesion
Source: RefSeq, a predicted model, not a curated record